CACACACAGAUCAGAUCAUCACCUCAAGAACUUCAAUAUUUUAAGAUCAAGUAUGGCUUCUUUAGUAAACAAACGCCUUCUGAUUGUGGUUUUCUUCAUCCUCUGCUUCAUCUCGCUCCAAGCUAGAGCACGAUCGUUGAAAGAGAAAGAGACAAUUAAUAGUACUGGUCACGAACAACAAGAGGGACAUGAUCAUCAUCAAACAGUGCUUAAGCCAAAAGCAAACAAUAAUAAUGAGGCUAAUAAUGCAGAGGGUGAAGUGUUCUCAAUGGAUUAUACACCAGCCUCAAGGAAGCCUCCAAUCCACAACUGAUUUAUAUAUAUAUAUAUAUAUACAUAUAUGUAUACAGUUUUGUGGUAUAUGUAGACAAGUUUUAUAAUGUUAGUUUUUAACAAUCUAAUGAAUUUCCACCAAACUAUAGUCUGAUUUCUCAGAUUUUCCCGUGUAGAAGACUGUAAUUUACUAGAGCGAUUGUACUAGCUUGCCUGUGAUAUAAAGUUUUGGUGUAUAUACAA
This is a messenger RNA of Prosopis cineraria, 516 nucleotides long. RefSeq lists its product as uncharacterized. Bases 53 to 313 code for a protein of 86 amino acids. The transcript has 2 exons. The record is from RefSeq and is a predicted model, not a curated record. Lineage: Eukaryota; Viridiplantae; Streptophyta; Magnoliopsida; Fabales; Fabaceae.